GUUCGUGCUUGGCGCGGUCGUGUUCGGUGUGCAUCCCGAGCGCUGCGUCGUGGGCGGUAUGUCUCGGGCGAAUGGGGACGCGCGUGGGGGCACGGAGGGAGCCGGCACUGCUGCUCCCGGCCCCUUCAGCUUCAGUCCGGAGCCCACGCUCGAGGACAUCCGCCGCCUCCAUGCUGAGUUUGCUGCUGAACGAGACUGGGGCCAGUUCCACCAGCCUCGGAACCUCCUCCUGGCCUUGGUGGGGGAAGUGGGGGAGCUGGCAGAACUCUUUCAGUGGAAGCCAGAUGAAGAACCUGGCCCCCAAGCCUGGCCCCCCAAGGAACGGGCAGCCCUUCAGGAGGAGCUUAGUGACGUCCUCAUCUACCUGGUAGCGUUAGCAGCCCGCUGCCACGUGGAUCUGCCCCGAGCAGUGCUCUCCAAGAUGGACCUCAACCACCGGCGCUACCCAGCACAUCUGUCUCGCGGCUCUGCCCUCAAGUACACAGACUUGCCCCAUGGGGCCACCUCUGAAGACCAAGCUGUGGGGGCUGUAGACCAUGACCGUGAGUCCACAGGCCAGGCCUCAACCUAGAAACAUGGGCACAGGACUUUGCAACCCAGCAUGGCAUCUGAGAAGCAGAGUAUGGCCUGGCCAUGGAAAUUUGUUCUAGUCCUUUCCUAAUGGAUCAGGGACCUGCGGACUUCCUAAGGCCUGCGGCCCGAAAACCUCCAGACAGCCUCCUGUUAUUUUUUUCGCUCUCAUUAAAAGUUUUGGUUAGCAACUUCUAGAUUCUUCCUGGAGUGACUGGGGAGGCUCUAUCUCAGCAGGUACUAGAGAGGGGCACCAGGGAUGCCUCUGAGCCCAGCUGCCAUGUUUCUCAAGGGUACCUCCCACCUACAGGGCAGAGAGAUCAGAUUUCCAGCAAGAUCCUGGUGUGGUGUCAUGCAAUUCCCUUACCCCUUCUGGACUUCUACAGGGGACUGGAAUCUGUAUGUAGCGUUGGAUAAGGGCCCAGAUUCUGGAGCCAGGCUGUCUGGGUUCAGAUGCUGUCGUUUGAUACUUAGGAGCUGGAUGAUGUUCAUCAAAUUACUUCAUCUUUCUGCGCCUUCGUUUCCUCAUCUAAAAUGAAAAUAAUGGUAUCUGUCUUA
Molecule: messenger RNA, 1128 nt
Organism: Neogale vison (American mink)
Lineage: Eukaryota; Metazoa; Chordata; Mammalia; Carnivora; Mustelidae
Gene: DCTPP1
Product: dCTP pyrophosphatase 1
Exons: 3
Coding region: 59-571 (170 amino acids)
Biological process (GO): nucleoside triphosphate catabolic process
Molecular function (GO): nucleoside triphosphate diphosphatase activity
Source: RefSeq, a predicted model, not a curated record